Molecule: messenger RNA, 1603 nt
Organism: Eptesicus fuscus (big brown bat)
Lineage: Eukaryota; Metazoa; Chordata; Mammalia; Chiroptera; Vespertilionidae
Gene: TEX28
Product: testis expressed 28
Exons: 5
Coding region: 124-1389 (421 amino acids)
Cellular component (GO): endomembrane system
Source: RefSeq, a predicted model, not a curated record
CGUGCUCGGGGUAGGCAGGCCCGGCGCCGGCCGGCGCUAGGCUGUCAAAUGACAAGUCACCUCAAGCAGCAAAGGACAAUCUGAGAGCUUUCACUGCUGCCUCACGCACCGUUAAGAGGGAAGAUGAAAUUCCAGAGACACUGCAGUCACCCAGUACCCAGGAAGCUGCAGGCGGAAUACACCAGGAACCCAAGUGCAAUCCCCCCCUCCGACAUUCCCUCGUGCAGAUCCAGAUCUUUGUCACCCAGCGAGGAGGGCUUUAGUGGCCACUCCAGCCUGCUGCCUGACGAGAUGGCCCGGAACUUACAGAAGAGCAUCAAGCACCGCACCCUCUACCUCUUAGAGCAACUGAAAGUGGAGAAGGCCAGCCGGGACCAGAAUACCGAGAGCUACCUCAAGCUGGUAUCCAAAGCCGACCGGCGCCAGGCCCUGCACAUCCGCCAGGCCUUCGAGAAGGUGAACCAGCGGGCGUCUGCCACCAUCGCCCAGAUAGAGCGAAGGCUCCAUCAGUGUCACCAGCAGCUGCAGGAGCUGCAGAAGGGCUGCCAGCCCAAGGGCUCAGUGGCAAAGGAGGAGAGCAGCCCGGACAAUGGCCAGCAGCCCUGGGAGAAGGCCCCAUUUUUAGAGCCUCCCAAGCCAGGUGGGAAAGAUGACUUAGCCACUACCCCGUCUGACAUGCCCCUCCCACUGGAGAGUCAAUUGCUGGCCUCACAGCCGGAGACGUCAUCAGAGUCGAAGGCUAACUUGCUACUGCAGAAGGUGAAGGAAGAGCUCAAAGAAGCCCAGAAAGUCCACCUUGGCCUCCAGGUGUCCUAUCAGGGCCUAAAGGAGAUGUACUUCACAGACCUGCAGCUGUUGCUGGAGUGCCUUCAGGAGGAGAAAUGCAGGCAAGCGCUGAUGGCAGAACUGGUGAAUGAGCACCUGCAGCGGCACCUGGAUGAAAUUUACUGUCUCAAGCAGAAUCUGGCCUAUACUGAAGAGAAAAUGGCCUAUCUCUCCUAUGAGAAAGCCAAGGAAAUAUGGGGCCUGUGUUUUUAUCACCUGCAGGAUGUCAUGGAAACUUUCCAGUGUCGUAUAUCCAAGCUGGAAACUCUACAGCAAGUGACUCAAGUGAAGAUGACAGCGAACUUCAGACACUGUCCCCAGAAGCUUGUGUUCCGAUUUCUGAACCUGCUCCUCAUGCUGGCCACCAUCUUCUUGGUCUUCUUCUCUACUGGGUGUGCCUUUCCGUUGACACUGUUCAAGUCACGCCUGCGCACGUGCACCGUGAUGGUGCUGAUUGGGGUGGGGGCCCUGGCCUGGCAGAAGUGGCAGGACUGGGAGGUCUGGGUCGCCUCCACAUGGAGACUGUAUUCCAAGGACGCCAAGCCUCUACCAGACGGGCCUUAAAGGGUCUGGGUGGGCCAGCUCCUCUCUUUUCCAGGUAUCAGGGCAUCCAGCCAACCCUCCCCAGGAGGCCACUUCUCAGAUCUGGCUUUCAGAUUUUGUCCACACCAGCCCCAUGAGAGGUGUGUGGGUGCCCACCCAGCUCGCAGUUCCCUUUCUCACAAUCCUUCCCCACCAUCUGCAGACUUUGGAAAAGAUUAAAGUCUCCAGAAGUACA